AUUGCAUAUUUUGCAACAAUAUUGUUGAGCACCAACACAAGCACAACCACACAUUGAAUUACAGACUUACAGUUGUGCAUUGUGGAUGAUCAUGUCCUCCAUGCUCAUGUCUUCCUUCUCUCUCAUCCCGUCACCUAUCUUUGCUUGCUCUUCUUCUCCAGACACUUCAAAAACUCCAAAUUCAAAUUCUGUGAAACUCCGACCUGAUUGGAGGCAAAAAUCUCGACCAAUUCCUCCUGGUGGCACUUAUCCUGCUAAAGACCAUUGCAGCCGAUGUGGGCUUUGUGAUACUUAUUACAUUGCUCAUGUGAAGGAUGCGUGUGCUUUCUUGGGGGAUGGCAUGUCUAGAAUAGAAAGUAUGGAACCCCUAGUCCAUGGGAGAGGCAGAAAGGAAGAUUCACUCGAUGAGACAUAUCUAGGAGUCUAUGAGGACGUAUUGUAUGCCCGUAAGAUUAAACCUGUUGAAGGAGCACAGUGGACGGGUAUAGUAACAACUAUUGCUGUUGAAAUGCUUAAAGCAGGCCUGGUGGAAGCUGUUAUCUGUGUACAGAGUGAUCCAGAGGAUAGAUUCACUCCGAGGCCUGUAUUAGCCAGGACGCCUGAGGAAGUCAUUGCAGCAAAAGGUGUUAAGCCAACUUUGUCUCCAAAUCUUGAUACACUAGCCCUGGUUGAGGCAGCUGGUGUAAAGCGUCUUCUCUUCUGCGGUGUUGGCUGUCAAGUUCAAGCACUGAGAUCGGUAGAAAAGUAUCUGAAGUUGGAAAAACUGUAUGUUCUUGGGACAAAUUGCGUGGACAAUGGAACUCGGGAAGGACUAGACAAGUUUCUAAGAGCUGCUAGCAGUGAUCCAGAUACAGUUCUUCAUUAUGAAUUCAUGCAAGAUUACAAGGUCCAUUUAAAGCAUUUGGAUGGGCAUAUGGAAGAAGUCCCAUACUUCUGUCUACCAGCCAAUGAUUUGGUUGAUGUCAUUGCCCCAUCCUGCUAUAGUUGCUUUGACUACACCAACGCAUUGGCAGAUCUGGUAGUGGGCUACAUGGGAGUUCCAAAGUAUUCUGGCACCAGCAUGACACAACAUCCGCAGUAUGUCACUGUAAGGAAUGAACGUGGUAGAGAGAUGCUGAGUCUGAUUAAAAACCUUAUAGAAAUUACUCCUACGAUGAGCAGUGGCAACAGGCGUCCAUUUGUUAUAGAGACUGUUAAAGCAGAUGAUGAUGCCAAAUUAGGAAUUGGACAAAAUGCUGCCUCCAAGGUUCGUUAAGGAGCUCAUCAACACUACCCCCGAGGUUCAUUAUGAGGCGUGGCAAUUGACCAUAUCAGGUCUAAGAAGUAACUGUGCUCCACCCAUACCUUGCGUACUUUCUAUUUUCAAUUCAUAAACUAUGCUAGCAAAACAAUACUACAUUCGGAAUCAUUCAACCAGAUUUCAGAAUGAAUACACAACAACACUAUCAUAACUAUGGCCAUAGUAGAAACAAAUUUACCAAAACUGAAAGGAGAUUCCAUACACACAAGGGCUAUUGCUAUCCAUAGCUAUCGAUCUUGUAAGGGACUUAACCCACAAGCAUUGAAAUCAUAAUGACUCAUAAUGAUAUUAUUGUCAUCUUUUGUACUUUUAAAUUAUUUUUCCCCACUAACUUUUAGAGUUGGUUUGAUGGAAAUUAGGCGUACAAAAAAGUCACCUCAAAUGCAAUCUAAUUCUUUACUAAUAAACCUCAGAUCCCAUCAACUCUAGCUUGAACUCCAUAAUUGUUCUCCAUAGUUGACCUCAACAAUAACAAUAAUAAUAGCCAAUAAAUUUCUAGAUGAACUCAAAAUACAGAACUAACUCAACGAACACAUCCAUAUCCACUUUCCAAUUCUUGAUCCUUUGCAACUAUAAUCUUAAUUUCUCAAUUAGAAGUUCUUUAAACUAAAUUUGCCUUAUGACCAUAGUUCUAACCAAUACAACACCAUUAGAGUUUUCAACCAACACUACCACAAUUCAAGAAUACCCAUUCUAACAAUAAACCAACACAACUCCUCUCAAUUGAUAAUCCGUAAUCAAUUUGCUAAUCAUAUUCAAAGCUUAAUAUGAAAUAAAAUCCAAUUUUAAGUAAACUCAUUAAACUAUGAUAACAGAAGAAAUCAUAUUCAUAGUUAGAGAUAAAGGCAGGCACCAAACAACAACACAAGAAGCAGUGGCGACAACAACCACCACCAACAACAAGGCGUUGGUAGCACCGUAGCAGCAGUACGUGAGCUUCAUGACACCAAUAAGGAAGCAGCAACAACUGCGUAAGUAUAGGAAAGAGAAAAACUGUUAUGACAGACGUGAGAGAGAAACAAAUAAUGAUAACAAAACAAUGAAAAUCAGACAGCAGAUUUAUGUGGUUCACCAAUUUGGUUACGUCCACGGGCAGAGAGAGAGAAUAUUCUAUUAUGUGAGGAAUAACAAAUUACGGAGAGAAUUAGACUUAAUUCGUCGUCUAAAACAAUUAGGUUAAUAACCUAUAUAUACUCCCGCGUCUACCUCAAAACCGGGCACCCGCCCGAUCAGGUCGGGUGACAUUCGCUCGAUCGAGCGGUAUUUUACCCAACCACAGAUUUGCUACGGGCCCACAAUAUCCCUUCAACAAAAUUGUCUCAAAAGACAAUCAGACCACAUUAGUCCCUAAGGACCCAAGAAGGCAACUAACAAUCACGAACAUUGAGUUAGUCCAAACAAUGUCGAAACUUACUCUGCGAAAUCGGCCUGGUGAACAUAUCAGCACGAUUAUAAGCAGUUUCUACCUUCACCUUAAUUCUAGUCUCACUCCUCAGGAAAUGAGAUCUCACAUCAAUAUGCUUAGUCCUCUCAUGAUGGACUUGAUCCUUGGCUAAGCAUAUUGCACUCAAACUGUCACAAUACACAAUAGCCUGAUCAUGAUGUAAACCAAGAUCACUAACUACUCCUUUCAGCCAUAUCCCCUCUUUAGCAGCUGCUGCCAACGCCAUGUACUCUGCUUCGGUAGUAGACAAAGUAAUUGUAGCCUGCAAAGUUACCUUCCAACUAACGACAAAACCGCCAAGAGUAAAUACAUAACCAGUCAUUGACCUACCGUCAACAUCUCCAGCUUAAUUAGAAUCAGAAUACCCAGUGACUAACACUGAGUAUCAUUUCCAUAAAUAAGACCGAAAUCCUCUUGACUGCCUGGCAGUGCUCCUUACCAGGAUCACCCAUGAACCUACUCACCACACUGAGUGCAUGUGCAAGAUCCGGUCUAGUGCAAACCAUAGCAUACAUCAAGCUAGUGCAAACCAUAGCAUACAUCAAGUUCCCUACUCCACUAGCAUAAGGAACCCGACUCAUAUACUCCUUCUCCUCAGCAGUCUUGGGUGCAAAAGCAACACAACAGGCUUGGGUGUAAAAGCAACAUACAUAUGAUUAUUGGAGGCACUUGGAGUAUCUAUAGGCUUAGCUGUUGUCAUGCCAAACCUUGACAAUAUCUUCUGAAUAUAGCCUUUCUGUGACAAGAAAAGCUUCCUCUGACCUCUUUCCUUAUAGAUCUCCAUCCCAAAAUCUUUUUCGCAGUCUCCAAGUCCUUCAUUUCAAAAGAAGACUCUUCAACCUCUGAAUAUCAGACUUAGUCUUUGCAGCUAUGAGCAUAUCAUCUACAUACAUAAAUAAAUGACCUAUCACUCAGCUUGUUGUGAUACACACAACAGUCAUACAGACUCUUGUUGUAGCCUAACUCAAUCAUAUAGCUGUCAAAUCGCUUAUACCACUGUCUAGGAGACUGUUUUAGUCCAUACAAGGAAUUCUUCAACCUCCAAACAUAGUCUUUUUUUCCAUGAACUUGGAACCCAUUUGGUUGAGUCAUGUAAAUCUCCUCUUCUAACUCCCCAUGUAGGAAAGUUGUUUUCACAUCCAGUUGCUCAAGUUCAAGAUCUUGAUGUGCAACUAUUGCUAGUAGCACCCUGAUGGAAGUAUGUCUGACUACUGGUGAGAAAAUCUCGUUAUAAUCAACUCAUUCCCUUUGUGGAAACCCUCUUGCAACAACUCGAGCUUUAUACUUUACUCCCUUAGAAGGUGAGCUCCCUUCCUUCUUCUUGAAAACCCAAUUGCAUGUGACGAUCUUCCUCUCCUUAUGACGUUUGACUAGCUCCCAUCUUGGGACUCCCAAGUUUGAUUCUUAUCCAGAGACUCCAUCUCAUCUCCCAUUGCAGCGAGCCAUUGAGUAGACUCACUACUAGAAGCAGCUUCUUUAUAGGUGGAUGGCUCAUGAUUUUCAACCUCCACCUUCUUAGCGACCUGUAGUGCAUAAGCAACCAUGUUCUCAAAAAGUCAAAACCAUACCUCUUUGAAGGUCCCACACCAACUCUUCAAGCUUUAUCAAGUGCUAUGCUUGGUUGAUAUACUUCAGAUAACUGAUAACUAGAAGACUCUUCAAUAGCACCAUGUUGAUGUGCUCCACCUUGGUGCUAUGAUUCACUCUCAUCGUGAGUGACUUGCAGCUCCACCUCUUUAUCAACAUCACUACUAAUAGACACCACAGUCAACUUCACAAGAGAGUUAAACAUAGAAUUUUCACCAAAUAUUACAUUUCUACUAAGUAUAGCACGAUUCUCAGAAGGUGACCAGAUUCUAUAGUCCUUAACUCCACUCCCAAACCCCACAAAUACACCCUUCUUAGCUCUAGGUUCUAAUUUACCCUCAUUUACAUGAUAAUAAACAGUAGAAGCAAAAACUCUCAAUACAGAAUAAUCUGCAGGCUUACCAGACCCCACCUCAUAAGGUGUUUUACAGUAUUUGUGUGAGGUCCACGAUUGAUCACAUGGCAAGCUGUACUCACGGCUUCUGCCUUAAAUCUCUUAGCUAACCCACCAUUUGAGAGCAUGCACCUCGCUCUCUCCAACAGUGUCUGAUUCAUGCGUUCUGCGAUUCCAUUUUGUUGUGGCGUAUUUCUAACAGUAUGAUGGCGAGCAAUUCCUUCAUUCUUGCAAAACUCAACAGAACUCCGGACCAUUAUCAGUACGCAACCUUUUGAUCUUCCUUUCAACUUGAUUUUCCACUAGAACCUUCCACUGGUUGAAGUUCUUUAAAGCCUCACUUUUAUGCUUCAUCAUAAUUACCGAAGUCAUUCUUGAAUAAUCAUCAAUUAUCGACACAAAAUACUUGUGACAUCCAAUAGAUGCAACUCGGAAUGGUCUCCAACAAUCAUAAUGGAUAUAAUCAAGGGUACCUUUCGUUGUAUGAACCGCCAGUAAACUUAUCAAUUUUAACAUUAACAAUUCCUCCUAGUAAACUUAUCAAUUUUAACAUUCAUUCUAGACAUCUUUCUCACACAGAUCGAACAAAAAGCUCUUGAUACCAAUUUGUUAUGACAAACGUGAGAGAGAAACAAAUAAUGAAUGCAAAACAAUGAAAAUCAGACAACAGAUUUACGUGGUUCACCAAUUUGGCUACGUCCACGGGA
This is a messenger RNA of Beta vulgaris subsp. vulgaris (sugar beet), 5432 nucleotides long. Its product is annotated as 7-hydroxymethyl chlorophyll a reductase, chloroplastic. NCBI's taxonomy places the organism in Eukaryota, Viridiplantae, Streptophyta, Magnoliopsida, Caryophyllales, Amaranthaceae. Gene Ontology annotation, cellular component: chloroplast. Gene Ontology annotation, molecular function: 7-hydroxymethyl chlorophyll a reductase activity. Gene Ontology annotation, biological process: chlorophyll cycle. The coding region runs from base 86 to 1255 and encodes 389 amino acids. The transcript has 17 exons. The record is from RefSeq and is a predicted model, not a curated record.